This is a messenger RNA of Suillus bovinus, 701 nucleotides long. RefSeq lists its product as uncharacterized. NCBI's taxonomy places the organism in Eukaryota, Fungi, Basidiomycota, Agaricomycetes, Boletales, Suillaceae. The record is from RefSeq and is a predicted model, not a curated record. Gene Ontology annotation, molecular function: protein binding. The transcript has a single exon. Bases 76 to 525 code for a protein of 149 amino acids.
AAGCAAGUUGGUGAGCCCUUGCGGGGGCACACGAAUUCAGUUAACUCGGUCUCGUUCUCGCCGGACGGCACUCGCAUGGUCACUGGUUCCGACGAUAACACUAUUCGGCUGUGGGAUGCAGGGAUGAGGCAGUCAUCACAACAGUGCGCCGAGUCAGAUCAUCCAGCUCUCUCAGUCGAACAUCGCUCGAUCGAGGCCACCACUACCAUGAAAUCAUACACUUGGAACAAUCACUUCAUUCGCUUCUCAUCCACCUCUAUCCAUGCGCUAUGUGAUACCUAUGAACUCAUUGAGGGAGCAUCCCAUGACGACCACAGUUUGACCCCCUCGACCCCCUUUUUCCUGAACUAUGACAACGGAUGGGUGGUAGGGCCCAAACAACGGCUUUUAUUCUGGGUACCACUCGCUUCGCGACGCCUGUUUUAUAGCCCUAGAACUGCAAUGGUGAUACCCAGAGGAGGUCCUGAGCUUGAUUUGAGCUGCAUGGCACAUGGACAGCAUUGGCAAAAGUGCCGAGAAGGGUGAGUUCUCUAAGCCCUUUCCGUUCCUCAAACUCUGAACUCAACACUUGCAGGCCUUAGUGACGACGAUGAUAGAAUCAAUGAAUGCAUUAUGGAGAUUUCAGAUACUAUUUACAUGUGACUUCGACUGUACACUUAUCCUACCUGGUAUUAUAUAUAUUCUAUACUCAACGUCCAGUU